Messenger RNA from Sarcophilus harrisii (Tasmanian devil), 2574 nucleotides. RefSeq names its product ankyrin repeat domain 29 (gene ANKRD29). Gene Ontology annotation, molecular function: transmembrane transporter binding. Gene Ontology annotation, biological process: negative regulation of delayed rectifier potassium channel activity; neuronal action potential. The record is from RefSeq and is a predicted model, not a curated record. The coding region runs from base 478 to 1260 and encodes 260 amino acids. Lineage: Eukaryota; Metazoa; Chordata; Mammalia; Dasyuromorphia; Dasyuridae. The transcript has 10 exons. Gene Ontology annotation, cellular component: synapse; axon initial segment; membrane.
AGGUGGGGCUGUGCACACAUGUAGGAGAAAGCACAGCAAAUUUCUGCGCCGGUGCCCGGCGCGGAGAGCGGUGGCCCGGUCCGCAGCCAGAGCCAGCAUGGGGAGUCCUGCUAUUUCUGCUGCGGCAGCAGCUGCGGCUCCUUCUCCUGAGAGGCUCCGCCGCGGCGUUGCGUGAGGCUCCCGCAGACCCAGUCAGUCUGCAAAAGCCCAGCCAGCCCCAGGCUGGUGUCUCACUCUCUCCAGCCCUCGCUAGCCACCCGAGGGAGGAAGGGCGGCUCUGGAAAAGAAACUCGGCCGCAUCCUUUGCCCUGAGGCAGGCAGCCUGGAAUGAGCCUCUGCUGACAUGUGCAGGAUGUCUUUCAAGAAGGAAACGCCACUUGCAAAUGCUGCAUUCUGGGCAGCAAGAAAAGGAAACCUGGCUCUUCUGAAACUCUUGUUAAACAGUGGUCGGGUGGAUGUGGACUGCAGAGACAGUGUAUGAACUCGCAUGGUACCACUCUCCUCAUGGUUGCUUCCUAUGCUGGCCACAUAGACUGUGUGAGAGAACUGGUUCUCCAAGGAGCAGAUAUCAACCUUCAGAGAGAGUCAGGUACAACUGCUCUCUUCUUUGCUGCACAACAAGGCCACAAUGAUGUGGUGAGAUUUCUCUUUGAAUUUGGAGCUUCCACUGAAUUUAGAACUAAAGAUGGCGGCACUGCAUUGUUGGCAGCUAGUCAGUAUGGUCACAUGCGGGUGGUAGAGACUUUAUUGAAGUAUGGAGCCAACAUUCAUGACCAACUUUAUGAUGGAGCCACUGCACUCUUCCUCGCAGCCCAAGGAGGUUACUUGGAUGUGAUUCGAUUAUUGUUAUCUUCAGGAGCAAAAGUCAACCAACCAAGGCAGGAUGGGACAGCUCCAUUGUGGAUAGCAUCUCAGAUGGGACACAGUGAGGUAGUAAGAGUGAUGUUGCUUCGAGGAGCAGAUCGGGAUGCUACCAGGAAUGAUGGUACCACAGCAUUAUUGAAAGCUGCCAAUAAAGGGUACAAUGAUGUCAUUGAGGAACUCCUGAAGUUCUCUCCCACUCUUGGCCUUCUAAAGAAUGGAACAACAGCUCUCCAUGCUGCAGUGCUCAGCGGUAAUAUCAGAGCAGUCGCUUUGCUCCUGGAAGCAGGAGCAGACCCUGCCCUGAGAAAUAAGGCAAAUGAGCUACCAGCAGAACUAACCAAAAAUGAGCGCAUUUUACGUCUCCUCCGAAGUAAGGAAACACACAGGAAGAGCUAAUUCAGCAGCUACUUCACCGUGGCUAAGCCCUGUUCACAUUAGUAAGAAAGUAAAUUUGUUCUGCAAAUAGUUCUGGACUUUGAUUCUUGAAAGUAUUUUGUUUAACUGACUCACAAUGUCUACAGGGCGGCUCUCUGGACAGUCCUAGGGCUUUCAGGUUGCCCUAGGUUGGAGGCAUGGGGCAGCUCCCAGAUGCCUUCACUCUCACUUACAACAGGGUUUACACGCUGGCCUGUUAACCAGACUCCACUGGGGUUUUGCACCUUCAUGGAGUGGAAAGAAAUCCCCUUGUCAUUCAGUUAACAAAUUCUAAGGUGGACAGGGCUUCUAGCCCUAAUCAAGGCCAUAUGAGGUUCUGCCCUCUUUAGGGGGUUUAAAGUCUGACAUCUAACUGAUUAAUUGCACUUUCUCUUUUGUAUCAUUCUGUUAAUAGAAACAUAUGCAUAUUAUCAUCUAGAGAAUAUCUUUUAUUUCAUUGCAAAUAUAUUUUCUUCCACUUAAGGAUCACAGCCAUAUUGAUUAGGAACCAGGUGAAUGGCAAACACAAAUGUACUCUUGUCAAAGAGCACCCAUAUUAUUUGUCAAGAAUGCAAAUGCUUCUCAAGGAUAAGGUGUUUGGCUGGUGUUUUAUGAGUUAAUCUUCUCUUUGUUCCUCACAUUAACAUGCCAUCUGUGAUUAAGAUAUGGGAGGAGGCAAAAUGAACAUUUCAGAAGGAGACAGUGUAGAACAGUGGAAAGAAGAGUAGAUUUGGAAUAAGAAAAACUGGAUUCAAAUUCCAAUUCUGAUGCAUGAUCUUGGAUAGGUUAACAAUCAUUUGUAAAAUGAGGGAGUUGGGAUGGGAUAACUCUUUUAAGUUUCCGUAAAGCCCCUCCCAAUUCUAAAUCUAUCAUCCUUUGAAAAGUCACUUUAACUUUGAUUCAGGGAAACUGCAAAAAUAUCCAAACUUCAAGCUUGUUCCCCUGAACUUUAAUUUCAGUUCUACCCUUUGGAAAAUCUUUCCCAGGACGGAAAGAAAUUUUAUUUACUGAGGAAUCUAGAACUUCUAUUGAGGAAUGUAAAACUAAUAUCACUUUGCUUUAUGCAAUAGAUUUUGAGGACCUAGAAUAAAAUGCAAUUUAAAAGUAAGAUGUGUUGUUACUACUACACUUGUGUAAGUUAUGCCUAAAUGUUAUUUAUUUAGUAAACCUCUACCUGUGCAUGGGAUAUACUAAUUGAUUCCAAGAAAGGAAUUGGGUUCUGUGUUGUUUAUUUUAACGUUGUUCUUUUGGGGAAACUUAAAUGUACUUAAUUAUAUUAAAUGUACUUAAUUAUCA